AUGCCAGCUCUCCUUGUCAUGAGUGGAAAUUCUGGAGGAGGAGGCAAACGAGGGAGAGAAAACCGGCUAAAAAUGGUUGCAGAGAAACCCCCUACCAUUCGUGCCCCAGACACUCAGGUGGCACCAAUUCCCAAGGUGCAGCCUACCCAAGAGCAGAUCCGUCUGGCACAAAUGAUAGAGGGCCCCAAGAGUUUAGCCAAAGAUCUUGAACUAAAGCAGAAGAUUCAGGAAUUGAUAGAACUGACAGGCAAACCCCAGGAUGUUGUGGCUGUGGCAAUGCAUGACUGUGAUAACGAUGCUGAGAAAGCAGCUGUUGCCCUGCUGGAGGGUGAUGGUGAAGAGCAGAUGGGCAAGUGGGAGACAACAAACAAGAAGAAAAAGAAACAGACAACAGAAGGAGAAAAGAAGGAAAAGAGUUUGAGAGAAGAGGAUGAGAAAGGAGACAGUGGAAGUAGGGAAAGAGAUGGAGAGGGAGAAGGAAUUGAUGAAGGACCCAUGGAAGGAAGAGAUAGAGGACGGGGCCGAUUGCGUGGUCCUCCAAGACUUCGAUUUCGUGGCCGUGGUGGAGGAUUCCGACGAGAGGCUCGACCAGGGAGCAAAGAAGGAGGUGGGGAAGAGGAAGCAACACGAGGAGGCAUGGGAAGUGAGCGAGGAAGAUCCCGUGGAAGACGUGGGGUUAUGAAUGGCCCUAGGCGAGGUGGAGGGGGAAAGAUGUUCCAGGGGCGAGGGGGCUCCAAUCCUUCCAUGUUUCUGGGCUCCAUUGAUACCUGGUCUAACAGCCAGGCUGAGGGAUUGGAUGGCAGCAAGAAGAAAUCCACUGGUGAUCUCAAUAUCAGUACCUGGGAUGACAGCUUUCCAGCAGCAGAGGACUGGGACAAUGAAGAAUGGUCAGGAUCUUUACGGGAGACAAAAGUGUUCACACCGAGUGUAUCUUCCCCAGCACCAGCAUCAGCACCAUCUGUCACGGAUGCAACAACUCCACUGAUGACUACAACAUCUUCAUCAUCACCUGCCAGCAUCCCACCUCCUCUUGAGUCUCAGCCCAGCAAUGGCCAGGUCAUCGACUUACAGGCUCUUCUCAGGCAGAAGCCCCAGGAGUCCAAUCGCUGCUUGGGCAGUGGGGAGAUGCUGGAGCGCAAUGAGCCCCGUCCGAUGACAAUGGCGCAACAAGAGUUCCUCUCUCAAUUCACCGGCCAAAAGUCGACAAGUUCUUCCAGCACAGGGGACCCACUGAAACCCAGUUCUGUGUACGUGAACAGUUCUGAUGUGUAUUCCAAGUCCACAUCAACAGGCUCGCGAGGUAUGAGUGGAUAUGGCCUAGGGACUGACUCCUCUCGACCUGCCACUCAGGGCAAACCACCCUCUCGACUCUCCAAGCCCAGACAAACCAAGAUUCCAUCAUCUGCGGUGGAGAUGCCAGAUGAGGCUAUGGAGCUCCUUGAUGUCCAAUUUGGAGGCCUGGAAUUUGGAACAGAAUCUUCAGCAUUGGACAUCCUUGCCAGUUCAGAGGGCAUUACUUUUGUUGGGCCAGAUGACCUCAUUGGACCCACCUCUUCUCAGGUUUCUGAUGGGUUGACAUUUGGGACAGGGAAGAGUAAGAGUCCUGGGAGUGGGCCAGGGGAAGAAAUGAAAGGGAUGACAUCAUCAUAUGGUGGAAAGCCCCCUUCUGCCACAAUUGUGACCUGUGCACCCCAACCCUCUUCCCAGCCCCCUUCUUCUCACUAUCAAGAUUCUAUGACUCCAUCCUCCUACCCAACUUCUCAGGGUUCAAUAGCACAGUAUGAAGGUGUGACAUCGGGCUACCAAGUUCAGGUCACAGAGACUUCUCCAGGGAGUGGGUCAUAUAGCCAGGCCAGUGGGAAUCCAUCCUACACAUCUGGUCCAUAUGGGAUCUAUGGAGAUGGAGCAGGAAACUCUUAUGUGUCUGGGAAUGGGACAGCCUCAUACAAACUGGGCAGUGGACGACAGGAACGAAGUGGCUCAAACACAUCUGUCACGUCUAGUCAGCCCCUCCAUUCCGCCACCUCUGUUUCCAAGAAGAAGAUUGAGUCCUUGGCCAAUCAGUAUGACAGUGGGGCUGUGAGUGCAGCUAAUGGGACAGAUCUGAGUUCUCUUCCACCGGUGACCUCUUAUGGAGUUGUGAACAUGGGAAUGCCAUCAUCUACAGCUGGUGGGUCCCCAGUCCUUGUCAUUAGAUUUGUACUUGCCCUAUCUCAAGUUUUUGAAAGAAGUGGUCAUAAGGGAAUGCAUAUAUCAGGUGCAAGCAAGACUGGGAUGACAACAGCAACAUAUGGGACCACCCCUGAUGGAAGCUCAGUCCCGCUUUUGGGUCCAUCAUACAUCAUGAGUGGAGCCCCCUUCCAUUAUGGCAUUCAUCAACCUCUGCUCAGCUUUCAAGAUAUGCAGUUGCUUCAAUCCAGGAUACCACAAAUGCAGCAGGCACCACCUAGUCACACAAGAAGCAGUGAGUUGAAAUACCCAUCAACGACAAUGUCAACUGGAGUGGGGCCACGGGGAUUGGAUGCAACGGGUAGCCCGGGUCAUCUGGCCACGUCUCAGCAGACGGCAGCUGUUGUGAGCCAAGCCGCAACGUCUCACACAGCAGCUGGGUCUUUCUUGCCCUCGACGGCAACUGCCCCUGCGACGGCCUUCCCCGCAGCUCAAUAUGCAUACAUCUACCAUGGGGGACUUGUCCCUGGCACAUUCCCUCAGUAUCAUCAGACUCCGCCAACUGCCCCUGCUGCUGCUAUCUACCCUGUCCCUUCGGCAGCCAGUGCUGCUCACGGCAUGACUGCAGCCGCACCGCUGGCCAAAGCCAAUGCAUAUGGACAGGCCAACUUCUCUGGUUCCUCAUAUGAUCAUCUGGCUGCUGUGACUUCGCCUGAUGGCAGCGAUUAUACGAAGGGAUAUGGGAGUAGCAGUGGAUUGGGGAGCAAACCCAAUUCCUCUGGUGGAUCCCCAACAGACAUCUCAUCCAUGUAUCACAAAAAAGUCUCCAAUUCGUACGAGAAGUACACUUCAGGUGGAGGUGGGUCUGCAUACGCGAGUGCUGCAGCAGCUGCGUACCCGGCACAGAUGUUCAUCCCAACGCUGCAUGGUCCCCACCAGCAGCACUCUCCACUUCAGAUUCAUCCUGGGCUUCACCAGGAGGCCCAAGGGAGUGGUCAUGGCCACCAUCGCUCUGCAGGUGCCCCACCCAACAAGCCCUGGAGCAAGGGUACCAACAACUACUGGUCUUGAGAUCAUCACAUCGCCACCAUGUGAACUUUCAUCUUCCCCCUUGGGGGUCCUAUUUCCUUCAUCUGGCUCCCCCCCAACCCCCCAGCCUCUCAUCUCUCUCUCUCUCUCUCUCUCUCUGCCCCCAGUGUGUACAUAUAUUAUACAUACAGUAGCCUACAUUCUAUGUCUGCUGCUACAACGUGCCACACACGACUCACCCUCAGCACACUUGGUUUUUCCUUUUUUGUCUUUUCUCUUUGUGAUGAUGUCAAUGCUGAUGAUAAUGGUGACCCUUUUUAGAAAAGGGAAAAAAUGGGCUUUUCUUCCUCAGUCCUUGCAUCCGGAUCCUACACACCGGGCAUUAAGACGAUGCUUUAUCUCCCGCAUGAUUGUACAGAGACCCCCUUGUGUGAUUCUUCUCCUUUUUCCAUGGUCAUUGUUGUAACUUAUUUUUUUGUGAUGCGUGCCGAAGUGCACAGCCACAAAACACAGCACUCCUCUGUGCUAUUUUUCUAAUGGAGAUUCGGGAAUGAGAUGGAAUCACGCGCGUUCAUACAUACACACACACAGGGAAGCUGAUAUCGUUACUGACCGUGCUGUACAUUUUCAGUAUUUUUUUGUUCCGUUUUUUUUCAUCAUGCAGGUAUUUUUAAUGUCUCUGUAGUGAAUACCAGUUUUCUCUGUUCUCAGGCUGCUUCCUCCUCUCCUUUCCUGCUAGGAAAUUUUGUUCUCUUCCAAUACAGAGGAGAAGUAAGAGGAAGGAGGUCAAGUAUCAUUGCCUUGAAAAUUUAUUGGGAAUUUAUGGGAAGGAAAGAGAGACUGAGUUUGAGAGAGAGGAAACUUGAAUGAUUUGAGAUUUUUUCCGUAUUCAUAAAGAGGAUUAUCAAAUGGG
Messenger RNA from Darwinula stevensoni, 4111 nucleotides. NCBI's taxonomy places the organism in Eukaryota, Metazoa, Arthropoda, Ostracoda, Podocopida, Darwinulidae. The record is from the annotation of a GenBank genome assembly.